Chelonia mydas (Green sea turtle) is the source of this 1501-nucleotide messenger RNA. RefSeq names its product acetylserotonin O-methyltransferase-like. Gene Ontology annotation, molecular function: acetylserotonin O-methyltransferase activity. Lineage: Eukaryota; Metazoa; Chordata; Testudines; Cheloniidae. The transcript has 8 exons. The record is from RefSeq and is a predicted model, not a curated record. Gene Ontology annotation, biological process: melatonin biosynthetic process; methylation. The coding region runs from base 20 to 1060 and encodes 346 amino acids.
CACAGUGUGCUGAAGGAAAAUGAGCUCCACACAAGACCUUGACUAUCUUCAGAUCUUAUUUCAAUACAACAAUGGGUUUUUAGUCUCAAAGAUUAUGUUUUCCGCCUGUGAAUUGGGAGUGUUUGAUCUAUUGCUGGAGUCAGAAGGGCCCCUGUCUUCAGAUGCCAUUGCUGAACGUUUGGGCACCAGCGCCAGUGGAAUGGAACGGUUACUUGAUGCCUGUGUGGGAUUAAAGCUCCUGGGAGUCGAAAUGAAAAGUGAAGGAGCCUUUUACAGGAACACAGAGCUUUCCAACCUCUAUCUUACAAAAUCAAGUCCUAAGUCUCAGUAUCAUAAUUUGAUGUACUACUCCAAAACCAUCUAUUUGUGCUGGCAGUACCUGACAGAUGCUGUGAGAGAUGGAAAAAACCAGUAUGAGCGAGCAUUUGGUAUUUCAUCAGACGACAUCUUUGGGGCUCUCUACAGAUCAGAAGAAGAGAUGAUCAAAUUCAUGUAUGGUUUAAAUGCAAUUUGGAGUAUUUGUGGCAGAGAUGUGAUUGCUGCAUUUGACCUUUCAGCUUUCACGGUCAUUUAUGAUCUGGGAGGAUGUGCAGGUGGUUUGGCCCAGGAAUGUAUUUCUUUGUACCCAAAUUCUACAGUCACAAUUUAUGACCUACCUAAAGUAGUGCAAGUGGCAAAGGAGCAUUUUGUACCCCCAGAAGAACGUCGGAUCACUUUCCAUGAAGGAGAUUUUUUUAAAGAUCCAAUUCCAGAAGCUGACCUGUACAUUUUGGCUAGGACCCUGCAUGACUGGGCAGAAGACAAGUGUAUGCAGCUACUAGCAAAAAUCCACAAGGCUUGCAAGCCUGGGGGCGGAGUGCUGCUGGUUGAAACACUUCUGAAUGAAGACAAAACUGGGCCUUUAGAAGCCCAGCUCUUCUCUCUGGUGAUGUUGGUUCAGACUGAAGGAAAAGAACGAACGCCAGCCCAGUACAGCAAGCUCCUCACUGCAGCUGGUUUCAGAGAGAUUCAAGUCAAGAAAACAGGAAAGCUUUAUGAUGCCAUUUUAGGAAGAAAAUAAUUCUGUCUCCUCUUUCUUGUCUAUUGUUAGAUGUAUGAAUGCAGGGAGGUGAUCAGCUUUUACUAGACCCCGCUCAUAGUUAACCUUGUCACUUCUUUUUUUACAACAAUACACUGUUAGACCUUUAACUCCUUAUGUAGGUUGAGCCUACAUGCAGGCCACAUGCAGCUCUUUUACAGUAAAGUGCAGCUCGUGUUACCCCUGCCCCCCCCCCCCGCCCCACCUACCAGACCCACCUGCAACUCCCAGGUGUUAGCAGGGAGGGGCCCUGCUUUAGCUCUGUGGGGAGAGACAGCAGCAAAAGCAGUGGCUCUCCCUGCAGCUCCCAGCUGUUCGCUGCUGCCUCUCCCAUGGCUGCAGCUACCAGCAUGCUGGCUCCAGCAGCUGUCAUGCGGAGGGGAGCCCUGGCGACACCAUGUGACUGAGUGGGGCCAGCAAACC